AUGUCCUUCAACGGAAUCGGACUCAAAAGUGCGAAGGGCUCGUCGACUUCCGGUCAUAUACAGCGAUCACUUGCGUCUAACGAUGACCGAAAGCACGAUAAGAACUACUUGAGUAGAGUGAAAAAGUCUCAAGAACGACUCAAGGAUGCCAAGGCUCGACACCACAAGAAAGAUGACACUAUUCUUAAGCAUGUGAGUAGGCGAGAAGUAGAACUACGAGUCUCCGAAUAUCGAGAUAAACUGGAAGAAGACGCUGCGAUGGAUGACGCUACCAUCGAAGCCAAAUGUGAGAAAUAUAGACAGAUGGUACUCAAAAGCUGGGAACAAGAGCAGGAAGACGAAAAGCUGCGAAAUGCUUACAUUUCUAGAAGCAAAAGGACCUCAGAAGAUACACGCGAUGCAGAAAAGUAA
Molecule: messenger RNA, 411 nt
Organism: Lachancea sp. 'fantastica'
Lineage: Eukaryota; Fungi; Ascomycota; Saccharomycetes; Saccharomycetales; Saccharomycetaceae
Source: the annotation of a GenBank genome assembly